AUGCACUUCUCCAGCCAGCUGCUCCUGGCUCUGGCCUUCACUAUUACUGCAUACGCAGCUCCAGCCGCCUUUCCCGAGGCGGACGCCACCAAUUCAGUGUUCUAUGCAGCGUUCCAGGGGCAAAACCCAGGCGGUGGGGUGACAGGGUGUACCGGAGCGAACCUCGGGACUGUGCAAGCAAGCGGUUCAGGCACCAGUGCCUGCAAAACUGUUGGUGAAGGGGCCUGUGUAACGCUCACCGGACACCAAGGUGAUGCUACGAAGUGCAAAGUCCUCACAUACUCCGACUCUCAAUGCAUGGAUGAUGAGGACUCCACCCUAUUUGGCAACAACGGUGACUACGCAAACGAGAAUUUCGCCUCUUUCAAAGCCAAGUGUGGCUAA
Messenger RNA from Recurvomyces mirabilis, 384 nucleotides. RefSeq lists its product as uncharacterized. The transcript is spliced from 2 exons. Lineage: Eukaryota; Fungi; Ascomycota; Dothideomycetes; Mycosphaerellales; Teratosphaeriaceae. Bases 1 to 384 code for a protein of 127 amino acids. The record is from RefSeq and is a predicted model, not a curated record.